AUGGUUAAACGACAUAAAAACACGAUUGGUUUAUGGCGUUUGGGUAAAACUUUGGGAACAGGUUCAACCAGCUGUGUUCGCCUAGCCAAACACGUAAAGUCUGGAGAAUUGGCAGCAGUCAAAAUUCUUCCUAUUAAGAAUGUAUCAGUAGGAAUGGAAAUUUUGAUGAUGCGUCUUUUGCACCAUCCCAAUAUUCUACAGUUGUAUGAUGUUUGGACUGACCAUCAAAACAUGUAUCUAGCUUUAGAGUAUGUUCCUGGUGGGGAGCUGUUCGAUUACGUUCGCAAACAUGGUGCCUUAUCAGAGAAGGAUGUAGCUCAUUAUAUGGUACAACUUUUAGAUGCUCUUUCUCACUGCCAUCAAUUUCGAUUUCGACAUCGUGACUUGAAGUUAGAGAACAUCCUUAUCAACCCAUAUGAGCGUGUUAUUAAAAUUGCCGAUUUUGGAAUGGCUACAGUUGAACCCGAUAAUUCUUUCCUUACGAACUUUUGUGGAUCUCUGCAUUAUUUAGCUCCAGAAGUUGUCUCCCAUACGCCUUACCAAGGAGCUCCCGCCGAUAUAUGGUCUUGUGGUGUAAUUUUCUACGCCUUGCUUUCCAACAAACUACCAUUUGGGGGUACCUCUACAGGCGUUGUCUAUGACAAGAUAUUGAACGGAGCGUAUGACUUGCCAUGUUCAUGUUCUACAGCAGCUCAAGACUUAUUGCAUAAGAUGUUGAACGUAAAUCCUUCAAACCGUAUCACAAUACCCGAAAUACUCAACCAUCCUUAUAUCCUCUCGAAUUUAGAGCAAUCCAACGAAACACUACUACCUAAAUCCUCAUUACCUUAUUCAAUUCUGGAUGUUGACCCUUUAGUGGUUGACUGUAUGUGCCUUUUAUGGAAGAAAUCAUCUUCCAAAAGCAUAGUUAUAAAGUUACAAAUGCACGAGGAGAAUGAUGAGAAAAAAUAUCUAAGUUUAUAUGAUCUUAUUCACGAUAAAAGCCUAUUAAAAAAAUUGAAUGGAACAACGAGUCAAGAAAACAUCCCAGAUGAGAAUGGAAAGAAUGAAUUUUCUGUUGAAGGCAACGUGAACAAAGUCAAUGAAACUGCUCACUUUAAUCCUUUUUAUAGCUUUUAUCAAGAAAAGGCAGAGCAGCAGAAGCUUCGUGACCUUAUGCACGCUGAGGAUGAGUCAAAUGUUACGUAUAAAAAACUCACUCCGAACUAUGAUUUGGAUCUUAAUUUGACGUUCGACCCGAUGGGUGUUCGGGUGGUUUCCGUCUCACCUUUAGAGCAGGAAGAAUAUAUUCCUUAUCAUCGAUAUGGCUAUACCCGUAUUUUUCCAAACAUCUCUUUAUGCGGCGGAAAUACUGGCUAUGAAACACCUAGCCCAAUUUCCACUCCUGAUUCAUCUAUCGAUUUUGUGCCGGCUUCGGAUGAUCCAAAUACUACACCAGUUUAUAACUCAUCUAAAAGACCAAAUUCACUGUCGACGCGUGGCAGGCGUCGAUUUAACACUGCAGAUGGUCGUUCAGCUUCUGUUCCGCUUUAUUCGUCUCAGGCGUUUACCCAGCGCUGUGCAUCAAGUAAUGCACAACUUGCUCAUUCAUCGGGAAGGAAUGAUAAUAAUUCUGUGUUUCAUAAGUUGUCUUCCCUAUUUUCUCCUCAAAAGAAACCCUUCUCAUUAUAG
Schizosaccharomyces octosporus yFS286 is the source of this 1671-nucleotide messenger RNA. RefSeq names its product CAMK/CAMKL/GIN4 protein kinase Cdr1. The record is from RefSeq and is a predicted model, not a curated record. Gene Ontology annotation, molecular function: ATP binding; protein serine/threonine kinase activity. Bases 1 to 1671 code for a protein of 556 amino acids. The transcript has 2 exons. NCBI's taxonomy places the organism in Eukaryota, Fungi, Ascomycota, Schizosaccharomycetes, Schizosaccharomycetales, Schizosaccharomycetaceae. Gene Ontology annotation, cellular component: cytoplasm. Gene Ontology annotation, biological process: intracellular signal transduction; protein phosphorylation.